AUUAAUCAGAUAAUUCGGUGCUACGCAUGGCAGGACACACAUCUGUGCAGCAGUAAUGGGAGGGAGUCAGACAAGCUGAGCCGUGCAGCACUAGUACUUUCCUGCUGCUGGGUUGUCAACUGUGGUGGAAUCUGCAGCAGCUUUGAAAAAAAGGUCCAGCACUUCCAAAUGCCCCGAUAACCUCUCCUGUACUGUAGGUUUGCUCUCUGCGUGUGAUUAAAGCGCGGUGCUGUCCAUGGGAAGGAGAGAUCUGAGACGGUCUGAGGCAACAGAGAUGACUUGAGGGAGGCAGAGCUUGUACAAGACAAACAUAAACUGUGCCACUUCAUCUGAAGACAAUGGGGGACAGGACACCAAGUGUGCUCUCAUCCACAUCUCCAUUGUCUGCCCAUCUCUUUUACUCCUCCUCUGAGCACGGAGCAUAAGCGGGGUGAAAGAAAAAGGGGAUGGGAGGAGGUGGGGGAGCAGCAGGGGGGCAGUGGGGGUCUGGCUGUGUUCUUUCUCCUCUGUCUGUGUGCGAAUGCACAGACGGUUCAGUAGUAAUUUGAUGUGUGUCCCCGGGGACAUUUGAUGGAUUAAAGCUAAGCAGCUCCAUUUCGCAGCACCACCUGAUCUUCCACUGCCUGUGCCCCAUAUAAAGGCUGGCGUGAUUGCUGAUCUCAGCUAGUCUGACAGUCUCCCUCUCCCUCCUCUCUCUUUCUGUCUCUUCCUCACUGGUCCCUUAAGCCUGCUGCAUCACAGGAGCUAUCCAGUGCUGAACAGGAUCGCUUUUCUUUUUUAUUUUUUUUAUUUUUCCGGUGGAAGCUGGGGAAACCAGAGAGUAUCACAUAGCAUCGCCGUCCGCCUUGUUCUUCCACUGGUUUCCAUUUUCUUUUUUUUUUUGUCUUAUGUUUUUGACCAUUUUACCCACAAGGAUUACUACCAAGCCAGCUCUGCCUCGUGUGCUUCCUGAGAGGGUCUCUUAUUUUCCUCUCAUGCGUUUUUCUCAGCACUCUGUGUUCAUCCAUUGAAACAUGCCCCGCUCAUUUUUGGUGAAGAAAAUCAAGCUUGAUGAUUUCUCUUCAUCCAACGUGGCCCCCUCCAACCAUCACCACCACCUGGAGGACUCCUUCACUUUUGCACGCUCCAUCACAGACUCGGUGACCAGCCUUGGGGUUCGUCUGAGCGAAAAUGGAUAUAUCCAGGAUUACAUCACGCCAUCUGUAUACCAGGGGGAGAAGAAGAUGGAGCAUAAGUUGGCUUCUCCGGUGUCAGACCCCCUGUACACCCAGGUGAACAGUGGGGGGGAGUACUGCGACCCUGACUUGAAACACCCCGACAGCCCCCAGUCUGGCAUGACAGCGAGCGGCUUCUACACUGGUGAAUCGGAGGCCCUGGCCGAGGGUUACACCAUGGAUGCCUUCUUCAUCUCUGACGGGCGGUCGAGGCGGAAGGGAGAAGGGGAGCAUCGCGAGGGAGGCUCGAGAAGCAGCAGCGCCAACGGCGGGGUUCAGGAGAGGGGAGGGGGCAUACCCCGCCACACCUGCAACGAGUGCGGCAAAACCUACGCCACGUCCUCCAACCUCAGCAGACACAAGCAGACGCACCGCAGCCUGGACAGCAAGAUGGCCCGCAAGUGUCCCACCUGUGGUAAAGUGUACGUGUCUAUGCCAGCACUUGCCAUGCACAUCCUCACCCACGACCUCAAGCACAAGUGCGACGUGUGCAGCAAAGCUUUCAGCCGGCCGUGGCUGCUGCAAGGGCACAUGCGCUCACACACAGGGGAGAAGCCCUUUGCCUGCGCUCAUUGUGGCAAAGCCUUUGCUGACCGUUCAAACCUCCGCGCCCACAUGCAAACACACUCUGCCUUCAAGCACUACAGAUGCAAGCGCUGCAAUAAGACCUUCGCUCUCAAGUCCUACCUGAACAAGCACUAUGAGUCAGCUUGUUUCAAGGGCUCUGGAGACGAGGAUGACUCUGGAUCAGAAAACUAACCGCGAAGAAGAAGAAGCUAAAAUUUGAACCCCUGUUGUAGGUUCACAACCAAUAACCCUGUUCACUUCUGCCCUCCAUGCCUUUUUUCUUCCCUUUUUUUAGAAAGCAAUAUUUUCACCAAGAAUACGUGAAGAAACUCUUACGUUUAUGGCAAAGACAAUUUCAAAAGAUGCUGGAUUUUUUUCCCUGCACAGUAGCUAAUCGUCCACAGAAACAUACAAUCAAACAACCUUCCCCAAAAUAGAGACUGUAGAUGAUAGCUUACACACUUCAGCAACAUGUGGGAACAUGUACACACACACACAGACAUGCAUGUACACACAUGCACACCACACACCCACACAAUUAUAUAUGAGGCCUGGCAUGUGAAUUUUUAUCAAUGACUAUAAUGAUAUUGAUAUCAAUAGUAAUAAUAUUUAGAUUCCUGAUAUUUUAUAGGAAAUAGUAAUGAGAAAAAGGAAAAAAAAAAA
Molecule: messenger RNA, 2444 nt
Organism: Oryzias melastigma (Indian medaka)
Lineage: Eukaryota; Metazoa; Chordata; Actinopteri; Beloniformes; Adrianichthyidae
Gene: scrt2
Product: scratch family zinc finger 2
Exons: 2
Coding region: 1014-1973 (319 amino acids)
Biological process (GO): regulation of DNA-templated transcription
Molecular function (GO): RNA polymerase II cis-regulatory region sequence-specific DNA binding; DNA-binding transcription factor activity, RNA polymerase II-specific
Source: RefSeq, a predicted model, not a curated record